Messenger RNA from Strongylocentrotus purpuratus (purple sea urchin), 11546 nucleotides. RefSeq names its product RNA polymerase II elongation factor ELL. Lineage: Eukaryota; Metazoa; Echinodermata; Echinoidea; Camarodonta; Strongylocentrotidae. The record is from RefSeq and is a predicted model, not a curated record. The coding region runs from base 98 to 2227 and encodes 709 amino acids. The transcript has 11 exons. Gene Ontology annotation, cellular component: transcription elongation factor complex. Gene Ontology annotation, biological process: positive regulation of transcription elongation by RNA polymerase II; transcription elongation by RNA polymerase II; snRNA transcription by RNA polymerase II. Gene Ontology annotation, molecular function: cis-regulatory region sequence-specific DNA binding.
AAAUACACACACACGUAGUACGAACACACAAUGCCAAAUAUUCCAUUGAGUUAUAGCUUGUGAAUUGUACAGUGCAGUCAGGAUGUAGGCUUCAACCAUGGCCGCCGACCUACUCGAAAACUUCCAAUAUGGUCUGUCGAGUAGCGGUCUUUCUGGGGCAGACAAGACCGUACUCCUCCUUAAACUUACAGACCCAUCCCUGAAAUGCAUCGAACAGUACCAAAAACUUAAGUAUUCAACUAGUAAGAGACCCAGCAUCCAAUUUAAAGGCAACAGCGGUGUGAUUACAUUCCCCAGCACAGAGGCCAAAGAUGGAGAGAGAGAAUUCAAAUUUACCGUUCAGCCGUUGCAACAGACUAGCAGCUUUGAAAGCAUACAGCACUAUCGCAACAGUCGAGGAGAGCACAAGCUUGACUCUCUGGGUAGCAUACAGACCAAGGUGACAGUGAGUGGCACAGACGAUGUCUAUCAGACCACUCAGAAGAAGAUGAAGCUAGCAGACGAGGAGAUGAAGAAAGUCAGCACAAAGGAGGUCAAACAGAACCAAUUCCUACCGGGUCGCCGGGUCAAGCGGAAAUCCAUCUCGGCCCACGCCAAGAAAAUCAUCUCAUCAUCCAGUACCAGCAAUCCCUCAGUAUCUUCCAAUUCCACUUCGUACUCUUCCACGUUAUCGAGCUUUAACGCUUCCAUGAUGACCACGACGACCACCCAGUCAUCGUCGUCCUCUCGGAACUCCAACUCGACUUCGACAGCCGCUUCAUCCAAAAGUGCAAUAUCCGGCAGUAGAAGCAGCGGUGCCAAGACUAGUGGUGCUAGUAGUAAGGGGAGUGGAGGUGCCCCAUCUACCCAGAAAUCAGCAGUACAUAAUCGGUCCUAUAGGGAUCGAGUAAUACAUUUAUUAGCCCUAAGAGCAUACAAGAAGCCUGAACUACUCCUGAGACUCCAGAAAGAUGGCAUCCCCUCCAAAGAGAAGAACCAACUAGGCACAGUUCUCCCACAGGUAGCAACUCUUGCCAGGGACAAUUCCUACGUACUUAACAAAAACUUGUACAAUGAAGUCACCUUAGACUGGCCAGCAUACACAGACAUAGACAAACAACUGCUAAAAAGAAAGAAAGCUGAGUCUGGGAUAAAGGACUCUCCAUCACCCCCUUCCCAGCCCUCCCCUCACCAUGCUUCAACCAACUCCAGUCUGACUGCUACGGGUAGCCCAAGUACUCAUGCCACCUCCAAGACCAACGCCACCACCAAGGCCAUCCCCAGCUCCAAGGCCAUCCCAACCAGUCAUCAUCGGAAGACACCGGAUGCUGGACCCAAAUCCUCCACCAAACGGCCACUCUUGCCAGAAGUCAAAGACUACAAGACCAUGACCAAGAAGCCUCGCAUUGCCCACGGUUCUGCAUCCAUGGGAGCAGGACCUAAGUAUGUAGACCAGCAGCCCCAGCUGAGCCCUAGCAGCGCCCUUAGCAUCUCCAAGAAGGUCCCCAGUCCGUCAGGCCUCUUCAAGAAAGUGCCUAGCCCCUCCUCGACCACCAACGCCCCUCCUUCCACCACUACCACCAUCAGCAACUCACCUUCCAGCAACCACGCGCAACAAAGUGCCUUGUCAUCACCUUCGGUCAGCACGACCCGCAACUCGCCGGACUGCUGCGACUCGACGGGCAAUGGCACCAACUCCAGCAUCACCGCUGCACCUGCAGUGGUGUCCGGUGGAGUCACCAAGUCUUCAAGCAGCAGUGGUAGCAGGGAUCAUACAGGUGCAUCAGGGCGGAGUGAGAAGAGUUCAAAGGCAUCUACAGGCACCAAGAGCAUCAAAGAGGAGAAGAGGCCAGUUGGAAAAGAGUCUCCCUCAGGAGAUGUAUCUUCUACUUCAGUCGUUCCAGAGUACUUGAUGAAGUACAGGAAUAUCACUUCAUUAGAGCAACGCCUUAAGUACAAGGAGGAGUUCAACAACCUUUACCCACAGUACAGAGAACAUCACAAGUUCAUUGAAGGCAUCAAGCAGAAGUUCAAGGGUCUCAAGGAUGAGCUGUACCACACCAAGAAAGACAGUGAGGCGUAUGACUAUCUCCAGGAUAAAGUGAUAGAGGAGUACAACAAGAUCACUCAGGACCCUGCUUACAAGACCAAGGAGCGACGCUGGAAAGAACUUCAUCAUCUUCUAGGUCACAUCAAAGCACUCAUCAUGGUUUAUGACAAUGAGCCCAUGCAGACGGACAACUCCUAGGGAACCUCUAGGGAUGCUUCUCCGUAAUGAUGGACCUCUUCCUUUACGAUAACAGGACAAGAUAAUCAGCGGUAGACUUCAAAUGGUUAUAGAGAAUUUUAAACAGUAAAAGAGAACCGAUUAGGAACAAAUCCUUUAACACUGGCCUGCUCUGCUCUAGAACAAACUUGGUCUUUCCAAUAUUGAAUCUGUAUUGAUGAGUACAGAGAUUUAAUUUGAUUUCUUUGAGACAGUAAGAUUUGAAUGAAUAUUGCAAAGAACUUUGUGAGAGCCUUUGUGAAAUCAUUGGCAGCUACUAAAGUAUUUUAAAUUGUUUGUUAGGAGCCAGAUACACAGAGUUGAUGCCGUUCUGGCUCCAUACAGACAAGUCGGCAGUAGCUCCUGUAGGAAUCCCAAGAUUGAUUUUUAAUUUGAUGCAGAGCAGGUCAGGAAUACCAAGGCAAAGAUGGGAGAUCAAAUCAGUAAAUUGUCUUAAGAUCGAUUGCUGCCACUUUGUAUUGAGUGCUUACAAAUCAAAUGCACAGAUGUGGGUUUUUUCAUUCAAAGCCUCAGAUUAUGAAAUGAUAAAAGCAGCUAGCAAUUGUCAAAAUGUAAUGGUAGAUUAAAUUAAUGUCACCAUGAUCGCCAUUUCUCUGCCAUUUGAGCCGAGGAAUCAACUCCCCGAAUCCCAUUUUUGCCUGCCCAAUUGUGAUUACAAACAACCAAGUGAUUCAAUUUUACUGCUAUGUAAGCCUUAUUUAUGUGUAUAGAAAAAGAGAGUAAAUUAUGAAGAACAAGUGUUUAUUGAUAUAUAUAACAAAUAACAGUCAUCAUUGUAUACUGUGUAUUAAAUUGGCUGCCCCUAUGUUGUGUAGAAACCCUGCAAGCUGUUCUUUAUGCUAACAAUAUCCAACAUAGAAAUACAAGGGAGUGGAAUUCGAUCAUGUUUACGCUUCUAGGGAAUUCAGGACAUUGAUAUAUAGGUUAAUGUAAUUUCCCCAGGCUUUGGGAAUAUUUGUGGAAAAAUAGAAUUGUUUAACCUCAUUGCUGCACUGGAGUGGCAGAGGAUAUUGUUUCAUAGUAAACUAAGAUAGAAAUCUUGUUUGUAAUUGAUAGCUUUAUUUGUAUAUUCACAUGGAAGAUAGGAGAGCCAGAAGGGCAUUAACGUGUAUCAUUUAACACAGAGUUAUAACGUCCUUCUGGCUUUGCACAGAUGUUUUAAUUGCAGUAAACCUGAUGCCCAUGACUAUUCUUUAGUAACUGCACAUUUUUAAUAUGUUUCAUGCCACAAAUAUUCUCAAGCUAUUCUUCAAAGGUUUAAUCCCAUAGACUGAGUAGUAGCAAUCAUACUGCCAGGGGAUAAAUCCAGUUCUUAGAAUAGUGUCAUGUUAUUUGACCUGUUUUGGAGUUUUGGAAUAAGUGAAAUCCUGAGGGCCCUUUUUAUUUAAUGCAAAUUUGAGCUUAUGCCCCUUCAUACCUUGGGGGUGACCCAAUCCAGCAGUAUUAUUUUAUUGAACAGCUUGUAGGGUUCGUUCUACAAAUGGAAAAAGAAACCUUGCCUGUCAGAUACUCAAGCUCUCCAUUAUAAAGGUGACCCCUUACCCCUCAGGGAGUGAAUGGAAGAAUCCUAAUAUGUAUACAUGCAUUCAUAUUCCACAAGGCAUAUUAGGAAUGUUCCACUCGAGGUCGGGGGUUGACUGAAUGACUUAUUAAGGAGGGAUGCUAUUGUGAUAUCAUGAUACAGAUGUGCAUAAUUGAACUUCCAGUUAGUUCUUUGUUAUGACCUUAUUGAUCAUAAUGCUAACGCUGACUGGUUUAAAAAAAAAUUAUCAAAUGAUUAAAAUCUUCUUAAAUCUCUUACAAGAAAAAUAGAUCUGGGAGAUUUUGACCUCCCAUUUUACCCCUCCCCUGACCUCUAGGUAAGUCCAUUCACAGACAGUAUGCUGUUGACAUUCUUUACAUUCCAGAGCACUGUGUCCAUUACCCCUAGGAGUGUACAUUGCCAGACAACACAAAUGUUCUCAUAUGGUAGUCUUGAUCCAUCAACCCAUUUACUCUACCUGCGAUGCCUUCUUAUGGAGCAAGCAUUUAGUCUUGAUGUGAGAAGAAGGAGUGGAGAGGAAGAGCAGAUACAUGUACCAAGUUGGAUUGUAUUUGACUGAUCAUAAUGUCCUUAUUUGUUUUGGUGUGUGCAUUGGACAUUCUGCAAGCAGAUGGACUCAUCUAGCAGAAGAUGAACUUAAUCAUUUUCAGGCUGGCAGUACCAGAUACACCAGUUGUUUAAUAGAGGGGAAAAUAACUAUUCCUGGAGGUCUGGCAAUGGAGACUAGCUGCAUUGUUUGCCCAGUGGUCAUAAAGUAUGCUGAAGCAGAGUGAAGCUCUUCCUGGCUCUCUGCCCCUCCCCCUCCUCUUUGUCCCUCCCCUUCACCACCAUCCACAUGGUUGUGUGUGUAUGGUCAUAGACCUUGGUAGCUCUUGUUAUGGUAAUAGCUCAGCAUUCCAUCACGGGGGUAUCCCCCAACCGCUUAAAGUGAAACAGCUGAUUGGAGCCGAGAGGUUGAUAUCGGAAUGAUAGCUCAGGCCUGGCAGGCCGAUUGAUCGUGUCAAUUUAAUCUGCUGCCACGUGACACCUCACAUGUACUUGUGUAUUCAUUCUUUCUUCUCUCUGUCUCUCCCCUUCUCUCUUUCUUUUCUCUCUUUCUGUCUCCUUAUGUUUCUCCUUUCUCUUUCGUCUAGCCUUACAUUCAUGAGAAACGAGCGCUUCAUGUAGCUGUACAUUCCAGUGAGUAGAUGUCUAUAUUAGUCAUCAUGGUAGCUUGCCCUCCAUCAAACAAGAAAUAUCUCAAGAAAUGUUGUGUUAGUCAUGUGAUGUUGGGAUGUCUGGGUGUAUCGGCUGUGCUGUGAGCAAAGCUCCCUUUUGGUGUCGUGCCUCUGAAUUCUUUCUCCUUUAGAUGCCAUGCUCCCACCCGCAUCCUUCCCCUGCCUACUCCUCUCCUCUCCUCUCCUCAUCAAGAUCUACAUCUCAUGUAGGGAAUUCCCCCUUUGCCUAUUUAUAGGUUAAAUGGGUCAGUGGAGGGUUUAAUCGGGUCAGGUACAACAUGUGCAUCGAUAACCACCCCAGGGUCCGGACAUAUUUGCGUGCUGUUUGAAUCAGCUGUGAUAGAGGCCUUGUGUGUACACAUGCAGCAUUCCGUUUACUCAAGUUAUCCGAUACAAUGAAUACACAACGUACAAAGAAGCGAUCCUCUGCAAGUUAUAUCAGCAAUUCUCAGAAGAUGCCUUGUCUAGAUGGCUGUAUCUGUUUUCACACCAUUCUGCUUGGUAAUACGAUUGGAUCACCUUUGUAUGACCGUGUUCCCAUAACGAUGACAUUCUGAAUGACAUCUUUCCAUCUUUCAUUGCCUCUCUUAAGUUACAGAGUGAGAUGGGUUAUGUAGCCUCUGAUUGACAUGGUCGUGAACACAUGUACACCAACCAAGAGAUGAAAGACUUGUAUUCAAAUGUGUAGUACAAUGUACUAUGCACAAUUGCACAUUGUGAUCGGGUCGACAAUUUAUUAUCCAUUGCUAGCCAUCACUACCAAGCCCACAAUUAAUAAAAAGAAUUAAUGUACCAGUAUUGUUGUUUACAGAACAAACUUGCAUAUACAUCUGGAUAAACUCUGGUAUCAUCUUAUUUGCAGAGACCAGAAGGGUAUUAACUGGGUGAAAAGACAAAUUAAACCAAAAAAGAAUGUUUUUAGUAAUUUUAAAGCAUGAAAAAGACAAUCCAUUUUCAGAAUAGGGUGUAAUUUAAUUACCUUUUAUGUGUGAUAUUACAGGCCCCAUGUUGUGUUGAGUAUCUGACAGGCAAUGUAGUUCCAGUAUUCUUAUUUUGUGCUGAAUAUUAUGUGAACCAUUAUGGACAAUGUUUUUAUGACCAUGGACUACGGACAAAGUGUAUAUCUGGCCCUGAGGGUCAGUUUUUGAAUAAUUCUUUUUCUCUUUCCUUUCUGAAAUUGAUUGAACAACUGUAAAUGUUCUUUAAAUUGUUGCUAAUCUUUCGUCAUCUUCUUUCCUUUCGGUGAUAGUGCCUCUGAUGUAAUCACUGCAUGCCUAACUUUUUUGCUAAAUGUAUCGUUAUUUUCAUAUUCUCCAAAUCCUUCGCCCACCUGUAUUUGCGAUAAGAAGUGCCGAAAAAUGCAGAUAAUGUGUAACUGCUGCCUGAACUGUACACCUCUAUGUAGUCUCUGCCCCAAUGAACGCACAUGUCAUGUAUUAAAGAUUCUUUUACCAUGGAAUGUACUGUAAUUGUUAAUACCUUCAUGAUUGUGUAAAAAAUAUGAAAGCCUUCAAAUUAAUUAUUCCUUGAAACUAUUGAAGCUGUAUUGCAAUUCUUGAGAGAGACUUUUUUCUUUGUUUCCAUUUGACACAAAUGCUGUGCAAUGCUAUGAGCUUUUCUCUGGCCACCUAUUGUGUACUAAGGAUGAGAGAAACGGUAUAUGCCGAGUAGGAAACAUAGGUUAGUGCAUGAUUUUUCAAAAUGAUCAUCCAUGUUGAUAAUUUGCAGAGGUCGCUGAUGAUGGGAACUUAUUAUUUUGUUUUUGCAUGCCCAAAUGUAUCUACCUUCCUACUAAUGUAUGUACUUCUAUUCAUGAUAUUUUGAAUAAUUGUCCUCAAUAAGGCUGAUAUUAAAUGUGUGUAGAGAUAAUUUGUGUCAUCUAGAAAUGCAUGAAACAAUGUUAUGAUCCAUUUUGAACUAAAGCACAGUACUAAUUCAGCCAUUAACUUGUUAAGCAUGAUACGUGAUUAGUGGUUGUUUUUGUUAAAAGUUCAGACAAAUAUAAUUCAUCAACAAUCAAUGAGAUGUAUGUUUUAACCUCUUGUUGGUUUAAUCACAAAUAGAUAGAGGUAUUUGAUACUGUCGGUCAGCAACGUUAACAAGUCACAAGUGUGUAUUGAUGGAAACCGUAUUUCUGAGAUGAUGGGAUAUAUUCAGAUUUGUUUGGAUCAAGCUAAUCUUAAUCCUGUGUGUUCAUUCCCUACCUGUGCUGUUUGGUGUCCCUACAACACGUGUCUCAUUAGCAUGGCAUAGAUACAACUCGACUGUACUCAAAGUGUAUCAAAGUAUGAUAAGAAGUGAUGAAAUUGUACAUUACCGUAUCCCAAACUGCCAAGAAUCAAUCAAUUUAGAGCCAAAUCCAGCAGUGUGACAGACGUAUCGUGUUCUACAUGACUUAUUUUAUUGUAUGAGCUUGGAGAAGACUUCCAUAUCACGAUCCAUGCUACUUGCCAGAGUACCCUAGAACAAAUUGAAAUGAAAGUGAUACAGGGAUGUUAGUGCUCAAGGCUAGACAUUUGAUUUUGUUCUGAAGGUCAAUAACAGUAACUUGUGAACUAUUUGAAUACUUAAUUCUGAAUUUUUAAAUUAUUUACUGAUCAAUAUUUUCUAUUUUGAAAUUCAUUUAAUACGUUAUAAACUAUAAUGAUUUAUUUUUGAGAAGUGAAGGCUUGUUAUGACAUUGUUAUCGGUUCCAAAAAUCACAUGUCUUUAUUCAUUCAUUCAGAGGAAUUAUGUCAAGUUAAUAGUGAUUUAAGUCAAUGGUUGUGUGUCAGCAGAAGUAUGUUCAUCGAGGCAUUGAAGAACUUCAAUUCAUUUUGGAGGGAGGUGCUACUUAUGUAUACUUAUUCAAAUCAUUGUCGGAAAGAGCUUAUAGAUCAUUUGACCUGAUGAAUAUUAUCUGGAUAAUCAAAGAAGAGGCUAGAUUUACUGCUAAUGGUAUUUUUAUAUGAAUGUAUCAGAGAUUACAGGUCGGCCAUAUUCUGAAGCGCCACGGGUUGUUGAUGGAUCGGGUCUGUCUGGAAAUACCUCCACAGGGGAUUUGAACCUCAGAGCCCAUUAUAUAGAGUCAAGUAUCCAAACCACUAUGCCUUAUUUUCUUCCAAUGACUGUACAAUUUAAGCACAUUCCAUUGACUAGACGCAUAUUCUGUGUCGGCUUGGCAACAAGACCAUACCUAUAAGUGUUAAGAUUUGGCAAAAAAGGCAUCCUUAAUCCAGUUGUGUACAUUUGCUAUCUCUUUGCCCAAGCUCAUAGAAUUUACGAAAAAUGCAAUAGAAAAGCAACCUUUAUGAUUCUCAUUACUUGAACAAAAGAAAUGUUAACAUGUUAAUUUCUUCAGGAGGAAUAAAAUGAAGGGCAGCGAGUGUUUAAAAACAAUUUCCAAUCACUAUUUUCCAGGUUCUACAGUAUGAAUGGUCUUGCUACGGUCUGAUUAGGCAUAUAGGUUUAGGGUUCGUUGUAUAUCAUACUAUAUAUCUUGAAUAUAUGUUAAUAUCUGUUGAAAAUAUUUCUUACAAAGAUUAUAUUCUCUUUUCUUUUUCCAGAAAGACAGAGAUAUAUUGUACAGUUUUCUGGCAUUAUUGUUGUCACUUUCCAGUCUCAGACCAUUCCGAAUCAGUGGUGUCUGAGAGGUGCUUUAUAUCUGUGUGAAUUCUUUCCUUUUGAUUUUCUGAAAUGAAAUGGUCUUUUAUCUAUUAUUUUCUUUUUUUGUGCUUCAAAUCAUCAUCAUCAAUCUGUUGAUGUCCUUAACUGUAAACAUUACAUUGAAUUUAAUGGGAAGGUCAUGGUUACCUUACUGCGUGAAUGUAUGGAACUGAAAGAUUGGAUGUUUACCAUUGAAUCCCAAUAUUCUUUAUGACUGAAUGAAUUAGAAGAAAAAUUGACUAUUUGUGGUCUUUGAAUUGGCAGCUCCUGUACAAUUAUGUACUGAUUUAUUGCCUUAUAAUGUAUGCUGACAAUUUUUACGAUGAAUACCAUGCUUUUGAACAAUCAAAUUGUGCAUGUGGGAAAACAAUUAAGAUAACACUGGAUAACAGGUUAUCUGAUAUGAUUUUGAUUUUUAGAAUGUUCAUUCAGGCAAAGUUGACUGAAAAUAAUUUUCGAUAAAGAUGUGAAUUAUGUUCUUUCUGUUUGAUUAAUGUAAGAGGCUUUAAGAGUAUCCUACUUAACAAAAAGGUGAUACAGAAAUUUGUUGUUUAAUUACCACUUAAUUUGUACAGUGAUUAAUAAUCAUUGAAGAACUCUUUAUGUUAUGUUAUAAUGAAAUUCCAUGGUACAAACUUACUACAUUGUAAAAAUAUCUUUUUAUGUGCUACUUGUAUGUAUCCAUCGACCUUGCAAUACAACGUUGUGUGACAAAGCCUUUAUGUUUAUACUUCUAAAUGCAUGCACAUACCUUUUUUUUUUUCUCAACCUUCUCUUUGUAUUAUCUUUGUGCAAGAUAAGAAAAGUGGAUUGAGAGUUCAAAUGACUUCAAAUAAUGUCAAUUUUGUAUGAUUUGAUAAGAAUUAUGAAUAUUAACACUGCUCUUCACUGCUUUUCACUGUUUUAAAGUAAACUGCUAUGAUACUACUUGUAUGAAAUUGAUUAUUUGACUGAUAAUUUACUAUAAUAAUCUUAGGGAAAGCAAAGCUUGUCAUUUUUUGUUUAGUUUACUAAAGCAAGCAGCUUUUUGCACAUUGAAUAAGGUCACAAAGGGCUCUUACAAGUGUGUUUUAUCAAAAUGAAUGCCAUUGAAAAGUUUUACAUGAAUUUAAUAUGCAACAGCAAUUACAACCUUAUGUAAAGAUGCAUCAGAAUAUAUUGGGAAUGUAAAUAAUGUGAAAAGGUUUUGAGUGGGAGCUGGAAUUGAAAGGAAAUUACGGGUUACUGUACAUAAUGUUGCUAAACAUGUAUGGAAAAACAGUGUAAAUGAACAUCAGUUGAAAUGGACCUAUGCAGAAUUGUACAAAAAUAUCUAUCUUGUACAUGGUUACACCUUUAUUAUGCCAUGCAAACGCGCGUACGGGAAGAACGGUCAUCGAAUGCGAACUACUUUCAUAUGUAUUUAAUUCCAUUGGUCUCUGUUUAAUAUAGUUAUUGAUUUUGAAAUUCCUUAGAAAAUCUGUCUGUUUUUCCACCUUAUAUUCCCUGCUUUCUAAUUAUUUUUGUUGCAAGUGAAAAAAACAUGAAAGCUCUUUCAGAAUACCUAAUUAGCUCUUUUCUGUCAACCAACUUUCAAAGAAACUCCUCAUAUGAAACUUUACAUACUUAAAAAAAAAACAUGCAUUUAUUCCAUAUGAAACACAUUGUAAUUAUUUUUCUCAAUCUUUCCUUGGUCGAUUUGCAACAGAGCACCAUCCAACAACAGAUUAUGUAGCAUGAAAGCUGUUAGAGUUUUAAUUUGACGGCAGGUACACACAAAAACAAGACAGCAUUAUUUUCUAUGAAUACAGGUUUAAGAAAUAACUUUUACUUGGGCUUUUUUUGCUUUUUACCUUCAAAGAAAUAAAGAACAAAAUUUCCUUUGUGCUUCCUUUUUAAGUAUGAGUAUUUCUAAUUGUAUUCACCAUGCAAAGCAGCAGGAGUAUUAAAUAUUGAAUUCUGUUUGCAACUAUGAAGUUGCAUUAUUAAUGUAGUAUUAUCGAAAAGAGAAAUGCACACAGGUGUCCAAGAACUUUGUUGGUAUAUAAUUAUACAUAUCCAUAGUACUAUAAACUGCCUUUCAGCAGUCUGAUGUAUAGAGAGAUAAUAUGUGUCUUACUUGUUUAGUAAGACGGAUCAGUUAUUAGUUCUGUUAUUCCCCUCCCUCUUGUUACAUGGACACAUUAUCCUGUUUAAAUGCUGAUUUGUUUUUUUGAAAAAUACAUUCAUUCAUGUCUUUUUAUAAGCUGUAAAGCAGAACUCAAGCAAAUUUUAUAUAUUUUUGUCCUCAUUCGUUUAAAAGAAAUCUUUAUUCAUACUAUUAUUCUUUUUCUGGUACUUUCAUUGGAUUUGUACCUAAUUUUCCAGCUGAAAAUCGUCUGGUGAGAGACACCUUUGUUAAAGUUAUGAAACCAUUAGUUGCAAUUUAGUUUGAUGACAAGAGAUAUAUUCAAUGUCAGAGCUACAUUGAUUUUCUUUCUUCUUUUUAUUAACUUGGGGGGGGGGGGGGGAAUUUGAGCUUCAGAAUCAUAUUUGUUGGAAAAGUAUGGUACUGGUACCUCUUUAAUAUUUUUAGAGGAACUUUGAGGAAAUUCACUUUUUAGUACAGGUCUUGUACAAAAGAGUAGUAUCAAGACAAUUUUAUUGUUAUUUUCUUUAGAUAUAUUAUGUACAUGCUAACUAAGAUAACCUGAGGAAUGAAUCUUAUUUUUUAUUUCCUUGUUUGUUUCUUUGAGGGUAAUAUCACUGUCCUAGUGGUCUGUAUCCCUCUAUAGCUUUAUUCGCAGUCAUUAUCUAACUAUGCCCUUCUUUCUUUGGGUUCUCCUUAUGAUGACUGAAUUAUAUUUGUGAUGGCUGUGGAUGAACUCUUUAAUAAAUAUGAGCAUUGAAAAAUAAA